AGUCAACAGAACGAGUGAGAGCGCGAGUUGCGGAGUUGGCUCUCUGCUGUUUCCCAGGCGGUGCCGCUGCUGACAGUGUCUUCCGUCCGCGCGGCAGGAGAGAACGAUAAGGUUCCUAAUAACGCAGAUAUACUGCAUGCUACAAGAGAGGGAUCGAAAACGCCAUUACUUUCAUCGCUAGCUAAUCGAGAAGCGUUGUCGGCGCCGCAGAGGUAACGGAAGGAUGUCAGCUUUGUCGCGCGUGUUGACUCGGGUCAGACCCGUCGGGACAGCCGCCCUUCGGAGUGCCUGCGUAGCGCCCUCUUGCGUCCGCCCCGCCCACGUCACGCGGUCGGCUCCCUGCAGCGCCUCCGUCAACAUCGAAGACAUCGACAAACAAAGCAGCUUCACAGAGAGUCUAGCAGAACAGCUGAACUUCGGCAACCACGCCUUCGCCUACAGCCACAAAACAAGCAAGGAGCUCCUGAGGGGCCUCGUGGUGCUUCACGCCUGUGCCGUGGACAUGCUUGUCAACCACAGCUAUAAGUUGUUAACUUUCGGAGAACGAAUGCUCGGGGAGAAACUGCUUGGCUAUGCAGUCGCGCCCUUCUACAACCAGUUCGUGGCGGGAGACAGCGAGGAGGAGGUGGCGGUCGUCAGCAGGAACCUCGCCAGCGUCGGCGUCAGGCUGAUGGUGGCGCCCAUGCUGGAGACAGACGUGGGCGAGGGCCACGACCUAGAAGCUAUGUACAGGAAGAAUCUGGACAAAACACUGCACCUUAUCGAUGUGAGCAGAAGGUACAGCAUGCUGCAGGAUUCGCGACCCAUCUGUCAGACCAAAAUGACCGCGCACCUCUCAGCUGACAUUCUAGCGCGUGUCUCGGUGGCAUACGAGGCCCUGGGCGAGGGAGGCCAUCUGGAGGCCGUGCGGGCGGUGGCAGAGGCCAUGCGGGAGGCUGGCGAGGGCCGAACUCUCUCGGCCUUCACGCAUCCCCUCGAGCCCCUUUCUCUCAGUCCCGAGGACGUCCAAGAGGUCCUGGACUCUCUGCCCCGGAUUUACAAACUGGGGGAAAGGAGCGUGGCUCGGGACGUGGUUCUGGCGGUGGACGCCGAGUACACCUACACGAACCCCGCCAUCAACCUGCUGACGCUGGCCAUGAUGACGCUGUUCAACGCCCCCACGCCCAUCGUCUGGAACACCUACCAAGGAUACCUUAAAGCGGGGCGAGAAAAUCUCUGCCACGACCUGCGGCUGGUGGGCGGCCUGGAGGGAGUGGGCUUCGGCGCGAAGGUGGUGCGCGGCGCCUACCUGGAACGCGAGAGGAGCCGCGCCCACGAGCUCGGCUACCCGGACCCCGUGAACGAUACCUACAAUGACACGGGCCUCGUAUACGACAGCAUGGUGGAGUUGAUGCUUCGGGAGAUCAAGGCCAACCCGCGCUCUCGCUCCGUCAUCGUGGCUUCGCACAACGAGUCGUCGGUCAGAACCGCAGCCCAAAAGCUCGAGAAACUGCAGCUGGACCCCCAGGCAGGAAAUGUGGUGUUUGGGCAGGUGUAUGGCAUGGCCGAGAACAUCUCCGUCCCGCUAGCUCGCUCCGGCUUCCUGGUCUACAAGUCGGUGCCGUACGGGAGCGUCGCGGAAGUCAUGCCGUACCUGUCGCGACGCGCCAACGAGAACCGCGCCGUGCUGAAGGGCGCGCGCAGGGAACGGCAGCUCCUCACCCAGGAAUUGCUUUCCAGAAUCCUCCCGAACCGCUCGGCCCCGGCUCUGCAGUGAUCCCAAGAGGCUGAAGCUGCGGUCCUCUCCGGCUGUUUAAUACAUUCCUUCCACAUCAGCUUCUGGGCUGGUCAUUUUACAGCACUUUCCUAGUUUUUGAUUGUUAUGAGUUUGGGUUGGCACUUGAUGGGGGAUCCGGUGAGAAACCUGAGAAACCGGACUCUCGUUGCUAUAUCUGUUUUGUUUUGUGACAUUUGAAAUCGCUGGGGAGUACCAUCGUUCAAUACAUCUUUGUACCUGGAAAAUUUAUUUUCUUUUGAGACAUAUUCCUUCUUGAUCAUUAGCGUGCUACCUUGAACCUUUUUUGCUUCCAUCUGACUGGGUGCUUCAAGCUCCGUUAUCUCGAACAUGAAACAUGGCUCUAGCACUUGCCUUCCAGCAAAAUUUUUGUAACGAAAUCCUGUGGGUCAUUCCCUUCAAUUAAUUUUUUUACACGUUUUCAAAGCAGGAAUACGAUACUGCACUCUAUAGUAGCACCACUAAGAACAGUAAAAUGUGGCUACGCUUGCGUGACAAAUGGUUGUAUCAGGUGCCAGGGAUGUACUGUUGGAAUGGCUUUUUGCAAAAGAUAGAACUUUCUAUAGGUUCCUUAUGCUUGUAUAAACAUAAUGAUCACACUACACAUGACAGUACAUGUUUAUGAAGAAAAUGAUACAAGAAAUUUCAUUAAACAUUUGGAAAUUGAUAAAGGGAAGAAAAUUGUUGAAGACAAAUUUUAUUGAUAUAAAAAGCUAUAACAAACAUUGAUUUCAUAUCUAAAACAGCAUUUAUAAAAGCGGGAAAGGUGAUGUACAUAUAUACAAGCAAGUCAAAAGUCUAUUUACGGUCAAAAUAGUCAUAAAACAAAGACGCUGAGGAAAAAACACAACAAACAACAAACAAGCAAGGGUCCACAAACGCAGCUGCAGAAAUAGUAUGAAACAGACAACCAGACGCACUUUGGAGAAGAAAAGCGAACAUAUAAGUAGCAUGGGACAAACAUCACAUUUCUCGUUUAAAGUCUAAUAAAUGUCUAUGCAUGGGCUUCCAAACAUUGAAACAUAUACAAAAAAUGUAUGUAUAAUAACACUGGUUGUACAUCUUAAAAGGCAUUAUAAAAAUAAUUAAAUCUGUUUUCUCUGAGGUACAUGAACGACAUAAAAUUGAUAUAAUGGUACAGCAUUAAGAUAAAUACGUGUACUAUGUAGCUUUCUAAGAUCAUACAUAGUGUCACUUUGUAUUCAUGAGCUACAGUACCACACAAGCCAUUUCAACAAAGUUAUCAACAAUACCAGGUAGUAACCAUAUCAGGAUCAAGAGUUCCGAAACAAUUUAGCAAAACUCUUGAUGCCGAUAAUCACUUUCAUUAUGGAUUAAAAUUCAAAAUGUUUUUAUAUACGGAGCCUCGUAAAAUAGUGAUGGAAUUUUAUCAAGUUCGUAGCAAUGUGUUUAUUGGCCGAUUGGAGUUCAAUUACAAAAAGACAGAAUAGCUUCUCGAAAUUAAUUAAUCCAUAUUUUUAUAUGAAUAAACAUAUAUCAGA
Molecule: messenger RNA, 3276 nt
Organism: Penaeus vannamei (Pacific white shrimp)
Lineage: Eukaryota; Metazoa; Arthropoda; Malacostraca; Decapoda; Penaeidae
Product: hydroxyproline dehydrogenase
Cellular component (GO): mitochondrion
Molecular function (GO): FAD binding; proline dehydrogenase activity
Source: RefSeq, a predicted model, not a curated record